Acanthocheilonema viteae is the source of this 831-nucleotide messenger RNA. The record is from the annotation of a GenBank genome assembly. Lineage: Eukaryota; Metazoa; Nematoda; Chromadorea; Rhabditida; Onchocercidae.
AUGGCAAAGGUUUCCUGGUUGGAUCGAAAAUCGUCACAAUCGGUACAAAGUUCAACCAGUGGUACCGGAAGUGCAACAACCAUGAUGGCAUACAAUGUACAACGGCGUGCUUCACAAGGUUCAUCGAGUUCCUCCAAUGGUUCCUCACUACCUCCUGCAAUUUAUGCAACAAGUUCUGCCAAUAAUAACUGUCCUGCCAGUAGUUCUACUCGACCUGCUCCACUUGCAUCUCUCGCAAGCAACUAUAAUUCCACACCAUCACUUUCUGUUAGUUCUACCAAUGUUGCAGCAGUUUCCUCAAAUGCACCACCAGCACCGCCACCGCCGCCACCUCCAUCUUCCCUGUCAUUGCGCAAAGGAAGUGGCAGUUCUAUUGCAGAUCAGUUGAAAAAAAUACAACUUCGGAAAAUCAAUGCACCACAAUCAUCAAAUUCAGGGGCUUCCGGCGGUAGUAAUUUGUUAUCAGAGCUGGAAGCAACUCUCAGCAAACGUAAAAAUCAAUGUGAUAAUAGUGAUUCUCGCUCUAUCGGGAGUGAUACGGCAUCCUCAACAAUUGCUGUCGACAACGGGACUUUACGACGUCCGUGGGAGAAGCAAGUUAAUGGCAAUGCAAAUAUUAUUGAUUCUCCAAAAGUAAAUUGCAAAUUAUCAAGCUCGAAUUCGUUGAAUCAAGAGGAGUCACGAACUGGAGGACAUGGUGCUGCUGUAACAAUAGAAACUUUGGAGAAAUGGAAAGAAGAAAUUUUAAGUGAAUUAAGACAAGAAGUAAACAAGGCAAAAAAUGAAAUUAUCGAAGCUUUACACUCCGAAUUAUGUUUGCAGCGAAGGUAA